Prorocentrum cordatum is the source of this 642-nucleotide messenger RNA. NCBI's taxonomy places the organism in Eukaryota, Dinophyceae, Prorocentrales, Prorocentraceae. The record is from the annotation of a GenBank genome assembly.
GCAACUAUGAAGGAGCUGAUGGAGGUCACGACUAUCUCCGGCAAGUUCUUGCCAGUGAGCUUGAUCCGGCGACCUCGGGUUCCAGGCGCCAAGGCAGCACGUUCGAGCCGUCUACGCCACAGGUACCGUUCCAAGCUGCAGGCACAGCGCCUGUGUCAGGCGCGUCGGGAUUUCGAUCCGACUGGCGUCCAGGCUGUGCUUGCAGUGGCAAGGCCGCCAGCGGUGGAAGAGUACGGACAGGGCAAGAAGUCCACACCUCACGUGCACAUUAAGGCAUGGGCCGUGGACGAGCCAGUGAGCGACAGGAAGGUCAUGAUGCUGGAGGCCCUCGAACCAGAGGAGGUUGCCCUCUACUGCGAGGAGCAGAAAGUCAUGGCCAGCCCCAGCCACUGCAACCAGGUGAUGUUCAAGGAGCUGGAAAACCAAUACGGAUGUCUUAGAGGAGAAUACCGCGAAUACGUGGCAUACCUGACCAGGCCCGACCUGGUCAAAGGCGUGCGGAGGCUCACGAAGGAGAGCGAGGUCAGAGCCGUGGCAGGGUUCACAGUGGUCCCAAGGCGUUCGGGCGACAAGCAGAGGAAGAUCUUGAUGACCUGUGCCUUCAGCUACCUAACGCGAGAGGUGCAGGAGCGAACUACCUGA